Molecule: messenger RNA, 1128 nt
Organism: Endocarpon pusillum Z07020
Lineage: Eukaryota; Fungi; Ascomycota; Eurotiomycetes; Verrucariales; Verrucariaceae
Product: Actin
Exons: 6
Coding region: 1-1128 (375 amino acids)
Source: RefSeq, a predicted model, not a curated record
AUGGAGGAAGAAGUUGCCGCCCUCGUCAUCGACAAUGGCUCCGGAAUGUGCAAGGCUGGCUUUGCCGGCGAUGAUGCUCCUCGAGCGGUCUUCCCCUCCAUUGUGGGCCGUCCUCGUCACCAUGGUAUCAUGAUUGGUAUGGGCCAGAAGGACUCGUAUGUCGGCGACGAGGCACAAUCGAAGCGUGGUAUUCUUACUCUUCGAUAUCCUAUCGAACAUGGUGUGGUCACCAAUUGGGAUGACAUGGAGAAGAUCUGGCAUCACACUUUCUACAACGAGUUACGUGUUGCUCCCGAAGAGCAUCCCGUCCUCCUCACUGAAGCUCCCAUCAACCCCAAGUCCAAUCGCGAGAAGAUGACGCAGAUUGUCUUCGAGACCUUUAACGCUCCCGCUUUCUACGUCUCCAUCCAGGCCGUCCUUUCUCUCUACGCCUCUGGUCGCACCACCGGUAUCGUGCUCGAUUCAGGUGAUGGUGUCACGCACGUUGUUCCCAUCUACGAGGGUUUCGCUCUACCUCACGCCAUUUCGCGUGUUGACAUGGCUGGACGUGACUUGACCGAUUACUUGAUGAAGAUCUUGGCUGAGCGUGGUUACUCUUUCUCCACCACAGCCGAACGGGAAAUUGUGCGCGACAUCAAAGAGAAGCUCUGCUACGUCGCACUCGACUUUGAGCAAGAAAUUCAAACUGCAUCCCAGAGCUCCAGCUUGGAGAAGUCGUACGAGCUUCCUGACGGGCAAGUCAUCACGAUCGGCAAUGAGCGAUUCCGUGCUCCUGAGGCACUCUUCCAGCCCAGCGUCUUGGGUCUUGAGAGUGGUGGCAUCCACGUCACCACCUUUAACUCCAUUAUGAAAUGUGAUGUUGAUGUUCGAAAAGAUCUCUAUGGCAAUAUUGUCAUGUCUGGUGGUACAACCAUGUAUCCUGGUAUCUCGGACCGCAUGCAAAAGGAGAUCACUGCUCUGGCGCCAUCAUCCAUGAAGGUCAAGAUCAUUGCCCCUCCGGAGCGCAAGUACUCUGUGUGGAUCGGUGGCUCCAUCUUGGCUUCGCUCUCCACCUUUCAACAGAUGUGGAUCUCCAAGCAGGAGUAUGAUGAGAGUGGACCAUCUAUUGUGCACCGCAAGUGCUUCUAA